CCGAGUCUAGUCUGCUUCGCUUGCUUUGCUACAAAAACAUAUGUUUUAUGUGGUCAAUGGCGACCUUCCUUUGAUAUUAUUGAAUUGUGUUGCUAAUCAAAAUGUUACGUUUACAGCUAAGCAGGGCUUUGCCCCUCAUCAGGGUAACCUUUUCCGCCAGAUCCACAUCUACAAGUGCUCCGGAAAAGUUAGAAGUUUUCAUUGAUGACAAGCGAGUUUUGGUUGAUCCAGGCACAACAGUAUUGCAGGCAGCUGCCAUGGUGGGAGUGGAGAUCCCCAGGUUCUGCUACCAUGAGAGGUUGUCUGUCGCUGGUAACUGUCGAAUGUGCCUCGUGGAAGUGGAGAAAUCACCUAAGCCAGUGGCAGCCUGCGCGAUGCCCGUCAUGAAGGGCUGGAGGGUGAAAACUAACUCGGACAUGACGAGGAAGGCUCGUGAGGGUGUGAUGGAGUUUUUGUUGGUCAAUCACCCGUUGGACUGCCCCAUCUGUGACCAGGGAGGGGAGUGCGACUUGCAGGACCAGAGCAUGGCGUUUGGCAGCGAUCGCAGCCGCUUCACCGAUAUUGAAUUCUCAGGAAAAAGGGCUGUGGAGGACAAAGACAUUGGUCCGUUGGUGAAGACCAUCAUGACUCGGUGUAUCCACUGCACUCGUUGCAUCAGGUUCGCCUCAGAAGUCGCUGGCAUCGACGACCUUGGAACUACCGGCAGAGGGUCAGACAUGCAGGUGGGCACGUACAUUGAGAAAAUGUUCCUCUCCGAGCUCUCCGGCAACAUCAUUGACUUGUGCCCCGUGGGAGCACUCACCUCCAAGCCGUACAGCUUCACGGCUCGUCCUUGGGAGACCCGCAAGACAGAGAGCAUUGACGUGCUGGACGCGGUCGGCAGCAACAUCAUAGUGUCCACACGCACAGGCGAGGUCAUGCGGAUUCUGCCCAGAGUCAACGAUGAUAUCAACGAGGAGUGGUUGUCAGACAAGUCGAGGUUUUCAUACGAUGGGCUGAAGCGACAGAGGCUUAUCACUCCCAUGCUAAAGAACUCUGCUGGAGAGUUGGUAGCUGUGGAGUGGGAAGACGCUCUGGUAGCUGUUGCCAAAACUCUCAAGAGUGCUGGAGACAGUGUGGGUGUGGUCGCGGGAGGUUUGGCGGACGCAGAGGCUUUGAUAGCACUCAAAGACUUGGUCAACAGGCUCGGCUCUGAACAGCUGUGUACGGAGCAAGGCUUCCCCACUGAUGGCUCAGGCACUGACCUGCGCAGUAACUACUUACUCAACAACAAGAUUGCUGGUGUAGAAGAGGCUGACUGGAUUCUACUUAUCGGAACCAAUCCAAGGUUUGAGGCUCCCCUCUUCAAUUCAAGGAUUCGCAAAGCUUAUGUUCACAAUGAAGCAAAUGUGGCCCUGAUUGGACCCAAGGUGAACCUGACCUAUGACUACACCCACUUGGGAGAUUCACCAUCAGUGCUGGAGAAGUUGCUUAAUGGUAGUCAUGAGUUCAGUCGAACCUUAGCUGCAGCCAAACGACCAAUGAUAGUGGUGGGAGCUCAACAGCUCACCAGGCCCGACGGUGCAGCAUUGCUGGCGCUGGCGCAACAACUGGCACAGUCACUGGCUGCUAAAACAGACGCUGGAGCUAACUGGAAGGUAUUGAAUGUGCUACACCAAGUAGCCUCCCAGGUGGCAGCACUGGACCUCGGCUACCACCCUGGGGUAGCGGAGAUACGCAACAACCCUCCACGGGUCUUGUUCCUGCUCGGGGCUGACGAAGGCGCCAUCACACGCUCCGACCUUCCCAAGGAAACAUUCGUCAUCUACCAGGGUCACCACGGAGACCUGGGAGCCAGCAUGGCAGACGCUGUGUUGCCUGCAGCCGCUUACACGGAGAAACAAGCGUCCUACGUCAACACAGAGGGACGAGCUCAGCAGACACUGGUGGCUGUGACACCUCCGGGCCUGGCACGCGAGGACUGGAAGAUCAUCCGAGCCUUGUCUGAGAUUUUGGGCUACAAGUUGCCUUACGACACAUUGAACGAAAUAAGAGCAAGACUAGAGGAGGUCUCCCCCAACCUCACAAGAUACGGUGAGGCAGAAGAUGCGAACUACUUCAAACAAGCCUCCGAACUCGCCAAGCUUGCGGGUGUCAAAUUGGACAGUAAACCGUUAGAUGUAAAACAGAAAGAGUUGGAAGACUUCUACAUGACUGAUCCAAUCAGUCGAGCGUCGUCAACGAUGGCAAAGUGUGUCCAGGCGGUGUUGAAACAGAAGCAGUCCAAAUACUACGAGGCGGCCAAUGCUUAAACGACCUCUAGUCUCGUAAAACAGCUAUCACAACCUCCAGAUUCGCCACCUCUACUACUCACAUUAUUAGAAACAGUCCUAUCUGUAAAUGUCCCUUUGAAAUAUGUUAAUAGUAAUUUGUUUCAACUGUGGAUAUUAUUGAUUGUGUAUGUGAUAUUUUUUUAUUGAAUGUGAUGAGGUGUUCAGCAGGCAAUGGCAACAUUGCACGAAUGUUCGCAGGGGUUUGUAAAUAAUUGUAAUACUUUAAGUUUAUUAAGUAAUAAAUAAAAUUGUUAUUUUAA
This is a messenger RNA of Macrosteles quadrilineatus (aster leafhopper), 2572 nucleotides long. RefSeq names its product NADH-ubiquinone oxidoreductase 75 kDa subunit, mitochondrial-like. The coding region runs from base 102 to 2291 and encodes 729 amino acids. Gene Ontology annotation, molecular function: iron-sulfur cluster binding; NADH dehydrogenase (ubiquinone) activity. The transcript has 14 exons. Lineage: Eukaryota; Metazoa; Arthropoda; Insecta; Hemiptera; Cicadellidae. Gene Ontology annotation, biological process: ATP synthesis coupled electron transport. Gene Ontology annotation, cellular component: membrane. The record is from RefSeq and is a predicted model, not a curated record.